AUGAAAUGCAGGGUAUUGUCAGAGGCUCGUGUUUAUACGAACAUAAAUAAGCUGAGAAGCGAGGAAUAUUGGGACUAUGAAAACACCACCAUUGAUUGGUCCACGAAUACAAAGAGUUACGAGAUUGAAAAUAAAGUAGGGCGGGGAAAAUAUUCUGAGGUUUUCCAAGGUGUCAAAUUAGACUCUAAAGUCAAAAUUGUCAUUAAAAUGUUGAAACCUGUUAAAAAGAAGAAAAUCAAGAGAGAAAUUAAGAUUUUAACGGAUUUGUCCAACGAAAAAGCACCUCCAACCACCUUGCCGUUUCAAGAAGAUCAAUACUACACAAAUCAGAAGGAGGAUGUUGUAACAUUCACUAGACCUUAUAUCUUUGAUCUGCCACACAAUGGUCAUGCAAAUAUAAUUCAUCUGUUUGAUGUAAUAAAAGACCCGAUCUCCAAAACACCAGCUUUAAUCUUCGAAUAUGUAGAUAAUGUGGACUUCCGUAUCCUUUAUCCUAAAUUGACCGAUCUGGAAAUCAGGUUUUACAUGUUUGAACUAUUGAAAGCCUUAGAUUAUUGUCAUUCAAUGGGGAUAAUGCAUAGAGAUGUUAAACCUCAUAACGUGAUGAUCGAUCAUAAGAAUAAGAAAUUGCGAUUGAUCGAUUGGGGGUUGGCUGAGUUUUACCAUGUAAAUAUGGAGUACAACGUUCGUGUUGCAUCCAGAUUCUUUAAGGGCCCUGAACUACUAGUGGAUUAUAGAAUGUAUGACUACUCUUUAGAUCUAUGGUCGUUUGGGACAAUGUUAGCUUCCAUGAUUUUCAAAAGAGAACCAUUCUUCCAUGGAACCAGCAACACAGACCAACUUGUUAAGAUUGUCAAGGUACUUGGCACAAGCGAUUUUGAGAAAUAUUUAUUGAAGUAUGAAAUAACUUUACCGAGAGAGUUUUACGAUAUGGACCAAUACAUCAGGAAGCCUUGGCAUAGGUUUAUUAACGAUAGUAACAAACAUUUAAGUGGCAACGAUGAAGUUAUUGACCUUAUUGAUAACCUGCUAAGAUACGAUCAUCAAGAAAGAUUGACUGCUAAGGAGGCAAUGGGCCAUCCGUGGUUUGCCCCAGUAAGAGAACAAAUUGCAAAAUAA
Saccharomyces kudriavzevii IFO 1802 is the source of this 1119-nucleotide messenger RNA. It is a transcript of the gene CKA1, whose product is annotated as casein kinase 2 catalytic subunit CKA1. The record is from RefSeq and is a predicted model, not a curated record. The transcript has a single exon. Gene Ontology annotation, cellular component: protein kinase CK2 complex; nucleus; cytosol. Gene Ontology annotation, molecular function: ATP binding; protein serine/threonine kinase activity. Bases 1 to 1119 code for a protein of 372 amino acids. Lineage: Eukaryota; Fungi; Ascomycota; Saccharomycetes; Saccharomycetales; Saccharomycetaceae. Gene Ontology annotation, biological process: protein phosphorylation; DNA damage response; regulation of transcription by RNA polymerase I.